Molecule: messenger RNA, 843 nt
Organism: Capsella rubella
Lineage: Eukaryota; Viridiplantae; Streptophyta; Magnoliopsida; Brassicales; Brassicaceae
Product: bifunctional TENA-E protein
Exons: 3
Coding region: 41-703 (220 amino acids)
Cellular component (GO): cytosol
Source: RefSeq, a predicted model, not a curated record
GAAUGAAGAAUCUUGAAAGAAGCAAGAAGAAGCAAUUGCAAUGGAGAAGAGAGAGGCGAUCGACACGUGGCUUGAUAAGCACCGUUCGGUUUACACGGCGGCUACACGUCAUGCCUUCGUCGUCUCGAUCCGCGACGGAUCCGUUGAUCUCUCGUCCUUCAGAACUUGGCUGGGACAAGACUAUCUGUUCGUGAGAGAAUUCGUGCCGUUCGUAGCGAGUGUAUUGAUCAGAGCCGGCAAAGAAUCCGGCGAGAGUUCCGAUAUGGAAGUGGUGCUUGGUGGUAUGGCGUCGCUGAACGAUGAAAUCGAAUGGUUUAAAAGAGAAGGGUCGAAAUGGGAUGUUGAUUUCUCGACCGUUGUGCCCCAAAAAGCUAAUGAAGAAUAUCGCAGGUUUCUGGAAGCUCUGAUGAGUAGUGAGGUGAAGUAUUCAGUGAUUAUGACAGCUUUCUGGGCAAUCGAAGCAGUGUAUCAAGAGAGCUUUGCUCAUUGUUUAGAGGACGGGAACAAAACUCCGGUGGAGCUUACCGGAGCUUGUCAUCGGUGGGGCAAUGACGGGUUUAAACAGUAUUGUUCGUCUGUCAAGAACAUCGCCGAGCGUUGCCUGGAGAAUGCCUCCGACGAAGCUUUGGCCGAAGCUGAAGAUGUGCUUGUACGUGUUCUUGAACACGAGGUCGCGUUCUGGGAGAUGAGCCGUGGAGGAUAGUAGCAAAUGUUUGGGUUCAGUUUUUUUUUUUCUUUUCUCGUUUGCUUUCAGUUAAGAGAGAAACAAGUUUCAGUUUUUUAUGUAUGGGUGAUACACAAGUUGAGAUAAUGAUGCCAUAACACUGACUAAAUAGCUCCUAA